GGUUGAAUAACCCUGGAAACAGGGUCAGGCGUGUAUGUAUGUGGAUGUGGGUGGAGGCUUCCCCAAAAGCAUCUUUUCUGUUACAUUCAUCCUUGGAUUAUACACCCACCAAAGUACCCAGGGCGUGGUAGUGUACAGGUGUGUAUAAGUACAGACAGCUGGACACACACUCUGAUGUUCAGCAGAGGAGGAAGAACAACAAAAUGCUUCAUCACUGGAACUUGGUAACGCAGAGUGUGUUUCCCUUCACUUUCUGGUUGGUGUGUAUCCGCUGUAUGUCAGUGAUGGAAGACCGCGGUCUUCCCCUAAACAAUGACAGCUCAGUGCAGCUCGAUCCAAUGGGGGGCCAAUGGGCAGAGUUUGGCCUUUUAUACUGUGAUAUGAUUCUUGAGGCUCCAGUGCCUCCUCCUGCUGAUCAGGUGCCAUGGUUCUGCACAUGCUCACUGUGUCAAAGCAAUAAAGGGGAGAAAGGAGAGAGAGGAGACCGUGGAUUACCGGGAAAUCCUGGAGUUCUGGGAUUAAGGGGGUUGAUAGGACCUCGUGGUACACAGGGAUUUGUAGGACAGCAGGGACUGAAAGGUGAAAAAGGAGAUGAAGGAAUGAAAGGAGAGCAAGGCCCAAUGGGACCAAUGGGCCCUAUAGGCGAUCAAGGGGUCAAAGGUGAUAAAGGGGAUCGUGGUGAGGAUGGCAUGGUUGGUGAACCGGGUCAAAAGGGAGAAGAUGGUCAGUGUCCACUGGGCUGUAUCUCACUUCCUGGUCCUUCAGGUGAACCGGGUCUUCCUGGUCCAGUCGGAUUACCUGGGUUACUUGGGCAGGAUGGAGCUCCUGGUGCUAAAGGUCUGAAGGGUGAUCCAGGCAUAGAUGGAACACCAGGCACACCUGGAUUUCCAGGGAAUAAAGGUGAACCAGGCAAGGAGGGAAACUGCUCAUGUAAGGAUGGACAAAAAGGUGAAGUGGGACUUGAAGGAUCUAAGGGCACUAAGGGAGAGCUAGGUCAGAUGGGGCCUCAGGGUGUUGCAGGGCAGAAGGGUUCUAAAGGAGAAGCCGGGGAGAUGGGAUUGAUGGGAAUGCCUGGUCCUUGCAGCCCAGCCAUACAAUCUGCAUUCUCUGCAGCACUAAGAUCAUCAUUUCCAGCUGCCAAUCAGCCAGUAGUGUUCGGGCGUAUCAUCUAUAACCUGCAGCAGCACUACAACCCGAGCACAGGUGUGUACACAGCACCGGUCAAUGGCACCUAUGCAUUUAGCUUCCACUUGACCGCCUCCACCCGCAGCUUGAAGGUUGGACUCUUCUGGAACUUCCAACCCGUGGUGAAGAGCACACAAACAUAUGAGUUAGGCUCCGUCUCCCAGCAAGUAAUGCUACACCUGAGCUUAGGGGAUCAGGUGUGGCUCCAGGUGAAGGACAUUGUCAGUAAUGGGAUGUUCACAAGCUCUGAGGCCAGUAGCACCUUUAGUGGCUUCCUGAUUCAACCUGACACCUGUGACAUCAUCAUGGGCCGUGAGCUUCCUCCACCAAUCAUCAGAGGGGAGUACACCUGGGGGGAUCCAGACCCCACCCUAAGCCCUAAUGUCUAGACACUACCGACUAAUCCAUACCCAACCUGUACCCAUAUUCUUAGAAGAAAAACUUGUAAUUGGAGAUUUAUGAGGAAUUUACAGAAUGUACAGCUGGAAACACAUUGAGAAUUCUACCUAGACUCCUACUCACUAAUCCUGGUCCCUACAUACUAAGCUCCCUACACCCUAGAACCUACAUCCUAAAGAAGAACUCACACCUAAAUAAUUCACCCAGAGACCCUGCUCUUAGAAGAAAUACCUCUUAAAACCAUUAAAUCUGAAGGGGAUUUAUGAAUGUACAACUGGAGACAGAUUGAGAUGCCCACCUAGGUGCUGAAUCACUAAACCUUCCCUCUACACCCUUAACCCUACAGCCUAAUUCAAACCUGAACAUUGUAGUACAAACCAGUCCUCUUUACCAGAACCCAUUGACAAUCAAAAAAUGUUGGAGUAGUUCAGCACAAUGUGGAAGACCAAACCUGCUCCCUGAAUGCUAAUCCAACCUGAAAUCACUCCUCCUACCCUAAACCAAAACUAUUCACCCUACACCCCUAGAUUACUGAAAUUGUACAUCUGAUUAAAUGUAACUUAAUCAAAUGAAAUGUUCUCCAGAGGUUUUGUAUGUGAAAUAUUUUAACAUUAUUAGGAAUCAUUAUUUUGUUGGUGAA
Hemibagrus wyckioides is the source of this 2224-nucleotide messenger RNA. Its product is annotated as collagen alpha-1(X) chain. Gene Ontology annotation, molecular function: protein binding. Lineage: Eukaryota; Metazoa; Chordata; Actinopteri; Siluriformes; Bagridae. Bases 204 to 1574 code for a protein of 456 amino acids. The record is from RefSeq and is a predicted model, not a curated record. The transcript has 5 exons.